Nylanderia fulva is the source of this 1279-nucleotide messenger RNA. RefSeq lists its product as uncharacterized. Gene Ontology annotation, biological process: detection of chemical stimulus involved in sensory perception of smell; sensory perception of smell. The record is from RefSeq and is a predicted model, not a curated record. NCBI's taxonomy places the organism in Eukaryota, Metazoa, Arthropoda, Insecta, Hymenoptera, Formicidae. Gene Ontology annotation, cellular component: plasma membrane. Gene Ontology annotation, molecular function: odorant binding; olfactory receptor activity.
AUCCGCGUAAAGAUAGUGUUUUUCAUUUUUCUGAACACAAAAGUACUUUGACUGGCGCGGAGAGAUGAACUUCCUUGGAAGUGAAUACUAUAAACUCAAUCGACAUCUAUUACUCCUAGUCGGUUUGUGGCCGUAUGAUCAUUCAAUCUUUAAAUAUUUUCAAAUAAUGUUAUGUAACAUUACUAUAGCAAUUAUGAUGGUUAACCAGAUUGCGAAAUUAAUUACGUUAAGACGAAACAUAAACCUUAUGAUAAAAUUUCUUCCUCCUGUUGUAAUAUAUUUCAUUUAUAUUAUUAAAUAUCAGACAUUUUGUAUCGUUGCCAAAAAGAUAAGAUAUCUCGUGGAUCAUGUAGAACAAGAUUGGAAUAUGCUUAAAGAUAAAAAGGAAUUGGAGAUCAUAGAGAGAUACACUUAUAUUGGAAGUAUGUGCACCUUGGGUUUUACAAUACUUGGCUGUAUGGUUCUAUUAAAGUUUUCUUUACCAUUUGUACCAACCAUUCUCGAUAUUUUUGUGCCACUAAAUCACUCGCGUCCACGACAAUUAUUGUUUCCAGGCGAAUACUUUGUCGAUGAGCAUAAGUAUUUUUAUGUCAUUUCUUUGCAUUUUGAUCUUACUAUAGCCAUAGUUCUUUCUACUCUGAUUGGUACCGAAUCGUUAUAUGUUACGCACGUACAACAUGCUUGCGGAAUGUUUCAAAUUGCCAGUUAUCGAUUGAAUCAAGCGUUAGACAACAAGUUUUCACAAGCUUAUACGCCUGAAAAGCAAACAAUCAUCGUUUGUAAAGGAAUAAUCGAAGCUGUACACAUUCACAAAAGAGCUAUCGAAUUUUCCGAAUUCCUAUGGUCUACCUUGGCAGUAUCAUACAGCAUUAUGCUUAUAUUCGGUAUUACAUCUCUUCUUAUUAAUCUUUUCUGUCUUUUUCAAACAAUACUAUUUAUAAAGGAGACAAAUGAAUUAAUAAUGUUAAUUGUAUUCAACAUUGGUCACUUUUUUUAUUUAUUUUUGGGUAACUAUGUUGGUCAAAUUUUAAUAGAUCAUAGCGCUGGUAUUUUUGAAAACACAUAUAUCACGCAAUGGUACGAUGCUCCUUUGCAAGCGCAGAAGUUAUUGCCGAUGAUAAUGCAAAGAAGUAUGAGAAGUUGCAAGAUGGUCGUGGGCGGAAUGUUUAUUCCAUCAUUCGAAGGCUUCGCUGCGCUCAUGAGUACAACUCUGUCAUAUUUUACAGUACUUUGGUCCGUACAGAAGUAGUGUCGUUAAGCAAUGAAAAUUUAUCAUAAA